AUGGAGCUGACGCCGGGGCUUCUCAAAAAUAUUCACAAAUCGAAUAAGGAAAUCGAAGCUUUGGGAAUCUUCCACGAAGAUCUUCGGCCUGACAAUGUCCUUUGGAAUGAAGAGCUCGGGCGGGCAUUGAUUAUCGGCUUUCAUCGCUCUGCAUUGAAAUGUCGGCCAGCUCCAAAGCGAUCACGAGCAAAGACACGAUUGUUGCGAACAGAGUCAGGCGAUGCAAAGCGUUUACGUGUUCUCUAA
Molecule: messenger RNA, 246 nt
Organism: Penicillium concentricum
Lineage: Eukaryota; Fungi; Ascomycota; Eurotiomycetes; Eurotiales; Aspergillaceae
Exons: 1
Coding region: 1-246 (81 amino acids)
Biological process (GO): protein phosphorylation
Molecular function (GO): ATP binding; protein kinase activity
Source: RefSeq, a predicted model, not a curated record